AUGAAGUUCUCGCUCCUCGUCACGGCACUGGUGUACGCCUCCACGGGAUCGUGCGCCGCCAUCACAUAUACCAUCCAGAGAGCGUCCAAUCCUACCGCAGACCAGACAGAUGCAUACAACAAGAUCGAUGCCGCCAUGAAACUUGCCAUCGCCCGCUACGGCAAAUACUGCAAUGCGAAAUGCACAAAGAAGAUCACUGUGCAGUAUGAGCCCAGCGUGCCCACGGCUGACGCCAACUACAACGGCAACAUGAGAUUCGGGUCGAAUCGCUCUUACAUGAACGAGCGCACCGCAAUGCACGAGAUCUCACACACCCUUGGCGUUGGACAAACCGCAAACUUCGACUCUCUAUGCGCAUCUGGCAACUGGAAGACGGCACUGCCUUUGCUGAGGAGCUUCGAUGGGUCGAGUGCGAAAAUCAGCUGUGGUGGAAGCCACUUUUGGCCUUACGGUUUGAACUACGACACUGAGUGGAGCGAGACGAAUGCGAAUCGGCACGUGCAGAUGAUGCAGGCUAUGCUUAACGAUGGAAUGUGA
Paraphaeosphaeria sporulosa is the source of this 537-nucleotide messenger RNA. RefSeq lists its product as uncharacterized. The record is from RefSeq and is a predicted model, not a curated record. Bases 1 to 537 code for a protein of 178 amino acids. The transcript has a single exon. NCBI's taxonomy places the organism in Eukaryota, Fungi, Ascomycota, Dothideomycetes, Pleosporales, Didymosphaeriaceae.